AUGAAGCUCACCAGGGCCACUCUCCUUGUCGCAGCCGCGUCGGCUUUGGCCAGCCCCGUCGCUAAAGAAGGUCCCAGCGGCGCAUCGAGGACUGAUAUAAACAAGCCGGCGUACGGAGACUAUGGAGGCCACAGAGACUAUGGAGACCACAGAGACUAUGGAGACGACAAAUACCAUGGAGACGACAAAUACCAUGGAGACGACAAAUACCAUGGAGACGAUAAAUACCAUGGAGACAACAAAUACCAUGGAGACAACAGAAACCAUGGAGACAAUAAAUAUCAAGGAGACAAUAAACAUCAUGGCAAUAAAGCCCGAGACAACAAGGACCACGGAGACAACAAGGACCACAACAAGGACCAUGGAAAAAACAAGGACCACAACAAGGACCAUGGAAACAACAACGACCACAACAGAGAUCAUGGAGACCACAACGACCACAACGACCACAACGACCACAACAAGGGCCACGGAGACAACAAAAACCACAAUAAGGACCAUGGAGACAACAAAGACCGCAACAGAGACCAUCAACACGAUGGCGAACACGGUCGGCACACGGACUAA
This is a messenger RNA of Trichoderma gamsii, 567 nucleotides long. RefSeq lists its product as hypothetical. The record is from RefSeq and is a predicted model, not a curated record. Bases 1 to 567 code for a protein of 188 amino acids. The transcript has 2 exons. Lineage: Eukaryota; Fungi; Ascomycota; Sordariomycetes; Hypocreales; Hypocreaceae.